This is a messenger RNA of Ailuropoda melanoleuca (giant panda), 1037 nucleotides long. It is a transcript of the gene NGB, whose product is annotated as neuroglobin. The record is from RefSeq and is a predicted model, not a curated record. The transcript has 4 exons. Gene Ontology annotation, molecular function: heme binding; oxygen binding. NCBI's taxonomy places the organism in Eukaryota, Metazoa, Chordata, Mammalia, Carnivora, Ursidae. The coding region runs from base 241 to 696 and encodes 151 amino acids.
CGCGGGGCGCAGGGCGCAGCGGCCGGAGCGGGGUCCCCGGAAGCGCCAGCCGGGCGGGCACGGCGGGGCGCCUCCACCUGGGGCGGGGAGGGAGCGGCGAAGGCCCCCGCCCGGCUGAGGGGAGGAGGGCCGUAGGGGGCGCAGAGUGGCCCGCGUCGCCGCGGAGAUGGCGCGGCACGUGCGGUGACGGUGCCCGCGCCCCGAGGGUCCCAGCCUCGCGCCCCGCGUCGCCGGGCGAGCAUGGAGCGCCCGGAGCCCGAGCUGAUCCGGCAGAGCUGGCGGGCGGUGAGCCGCAGCCCGCUGGAGCACGGCACCGUGCUGUUCGCCAGGCUGUUUGACCUGGAGCCCGACCUUCUGCCGCUCUUCCAGUACAACUGCCGCCAGUUCUCCAGCCCGGAGGACUGCCUGUCGUCCCCUGAGUUCCUGGACCACAUCAGGAAGGUGAUGCUCGUGAUUGACACUGCAGUGACCAAUGUAGAGGACCUGUCCUCACUGGAGGAGUACCUUGCUGGCCUGGGCAAGAGGCACCGUGCAGUGGGUGUGAAGCUCAGCUCCUUCUCGACGGUGGGGGAGUCCCUGCUCUACAUGCUGGAGAAGUGCCUGGGCCCCGCGUUCACACCAGCCGUGCGGGCCGCCUGGAGCCAGCUCUACGGGGCCGUGGUACAGGCCAUGAGUCGAGGCUGGGAUGGCGAGUAAGAGGCGGCCGCUGCUCAGCAGCCUCCACCUGGAGGCCCCCGUCGGUCUGUGUCUGCCUGUCGCUCUGUGUCUGUGGUCGCCCAGGCUCCCUUAGGCCUCCCUGCAUCUUGGUCCUUGUCCCCUUGGCUGUUCUGGAGAGGUGAUAGAGCUGGACUGGGUCUCUGUGCCCUUACCUCCAACUGUAGACAGGGAUGGGUGGCUUUUCCUUCAGGAAGGGGCUUCUGGAUUUCCCCGCACCCCCAGUAGCUUCUUCCCUUCCUGCCUUCUCUUCCCUCUGGCACACCCCCCUCCUCUAGGAGAGAGCAGUGUUUUGGUCACAGAGGUGGCAUGGGACUGGGAAG